Messenger RNA from Caenorhabditis remanei, 675 nucleotides. RefSeq lists its product as uncharacterized. The transcript is spliced from 4 exons. Lineage: Eukaryota; Metazoa; Nematoda; Chromadorea; Rhabditida; Rhabditidae. The record is from RefSeq and is a predicted model, not a curated record. The coding region runs from base 1 to 675 and encodes 224 amino acids.
AUGGCGAUUGCUGUAUCGGGAACUAUUCUGAGGGUUAACUUUAUUUUGAACGAUAUUGCUGGCAUGAGAAUGCUUACAUCUUGUUUGGGUUUCUACGGUAUUAGUGUCAGUUCCCGCAUUGUUUUCCUCGAAAUUGGAGGAAAAAUAGGUCGUUUCGAUCUUCAACAUCAUAAGAAACUGAUAAUUGCAUCUACCGUACUUCAUAUAGCUAUUACUGUAGCAUCUGUCACAGCUUAUAUAAGUUAUGCCAACGCUACAUUGGGGACAACAAUGAUAGAUGUAUCUAAAAAAAGAACUGCAUGGGUAUGGAGCCAACUGGGAUUAGCAAUUCUUUCUGGAGUUAGUACGACCGAAUUUUUGAUGGUGUUGACUGGUGGAUUCCGGAGUCUUGAUAGCGAUUCAAGCGACAUGCGGGAAUUGAACACAGAAAGAACUGAUAGUGAUCCAAUCAUCGAUUGCAACAUUUGUCUCGUGGAAUUCUCCGCUUCCAGAAUCCCUAGAAUCCUGAAAAAGUGUGGACACACGAUCUGUGAGUACUGUGCGGAUAGAAUAAUAAGGAACGGAAAAAUAACAUGUCCAACAUGUCAAACUGCAACAGAGAUUGAUGGACCCGUCUCGAUGCUUACCAAGAAUUAUGCUGCGUUGGAAUUUGUGGAAGGAAUUAAGUUGGAUUGA